UAUCAGCUCGAGAUAAUACGACCGAGAGGGGGUCUUCGUUUUCUUCUUCUUCCUCUUCUUCUUUUCCUUCUUCUUCUUCUCUGGCGUUUGUGUUUGUGAUAAGGAGGAGGAGGAGUAAAGGAGGAAGAGGAGGAGGAGGGAUGGAUGGAGGGAGGGGAGCCAAGAACCCCGUCGCGUUUUGACCCUCCGAAACCUCCCCACACACCGCCACUACCAACACCACCACCAUCACCACAACUACUACUCCUCCUCCUCCUCCUCCUCCUUCCCCUCCUCCUCCUCCUCCUUCUUCUUCUUCUUCUUCGCUCCUCUUGAGUCUGAAAACACCAUCGCUCAUUCCCAGCCGUGACAUUUUCCAGCCUGUCGCCGUGUGCUGCGCGGACAGCGAGCACAAGGAGCCAAAAAGGAAGGGACGCUUUUCUCUCCCCCUGUCUCCCGCAGCACCGAGCAUCCCGAGGCUCUGCGAGCCGGAGCGAGAGGCGCACCAGUCGGAGACGAGGCGCUGCAGGAAGCCGCUGCUCCCUUUCUCCAGGGUUUCUGGACUACACCGGACCCGGCCCCGGACAGGACUGGAUACGGCGAAUAUUUACGUCUCGGACCCUCCAGGGACAGAGGAAGGGAGCAAAGCUCGCUGGACUAGCCGAGCAGCGCAUCAUCAUCUCCGGUGUAGGACUGGCUGUCGAGUCGCAUGGAGAAGAGGUAUGAAGAGCUGGUGCACUACUCAGGGUCGGAGGGCAUGUCGGUGGGGGGGUACGGGGAUGAUGUCAGGCCGCUUCAUCCCCCACAGUACGGACCCACCAUCCCCGACUCCCUCAAACACCACAAAGACCAGAUCUAUGGUCACCCACUGUUUCCACUGCUGGCCUUAGUGUUUGAGAAGUGCGAACUGGCCACCUGCUCCCCUCGAGACUCCGCCUCUCUCUCAGCCACUUCCCACCUCCCCGGCAUGACCAAUCACAGCGACGUCUGCUCCUCGGAAUCCUUCAACGAUGACAUCGCUGCCUUCGCUAAGCAGAUUCGUUCAGAGAAACCCAUAUUUUCCUCCAAUCCUGAGCUGGACAACUUGAUGAUCCAGGCCAUACAAGUUCUUCGCUUUCAUUUACUGGAGCUAGAGAAGGUGCACGACCUGUGCGAUAACUUCUGCCAUCGCUACAUCACCUGUCUGAAGGGCAAAAUGCCCACAGACCUGGUCCUGGACGAUCGGGAGGGCGGCUCCAAGUCUGACAUGGAGGACUUCACCGGAUCGUGCACCAGUCUGUCAGAGCAGAAUGCAUCAUGGCUUCGGGAGCCAGAUGAAUGUGCCUCUACUCCUCUGGGAACUCCAGGCACCUGUGGCCUGCCUUCACACAGCACAGCAGACAACUGUAGCGACACAGGCGAUGGUCUGGACGGAGGAGUGGCCUCCCCCAGCACAGGAGAGGAGGAUGAGUCUGACAGAGACAGGAGGAACAACAAGAAGAGAGGGAUCUUCCCCAAAGUGGCCACAAACAUCAUGAGAGCGUGGCUCUUCCAGCACCUGUCGCACCCGUACCCAUCUGAGGAGCAGAAGAAGCAGCUGUCGCAGGACACGGGACUGACCAUCUUACAGGUCAACAACUGGUUCAUCAACGCCAGGAGGAGAAUAGUGCAGCCGAUGAUUGACCAGUCAAAUCGCUCAGGUCAGGGUGGACCCUACAGCCCAGAAGGAGCGGCUCUUGGGGGCUACGGGCUUGACGGACAGGCUCAUCUCGGUCUUCGAACGGCAGGUCUCCAGGGGAUGUCUUCUCUGCAGGGUGACUACCCCAGCGCUCUUCUGUCCCAGCCCGGGUACCCUCCCCACCCAGGACCUUCCCUCCACCCGUACCCGGGCCCACACCCCCACCCCGCCAUGCUGCUCCACCCACCGCCACACGCACACCCCGCAGAGCCGCUUCUCGCGCAGGGACUGGACAUACACGCACACUAGCUGUAGGAGGAGUCGCAGUGUGUGUGUGUGCGUGUGCGUGGGAAGGAAAAUUACUGUAUGAAUGUGUGUGUAUGGUGAGAUAUGUGUGUGUGUGUGUGUGUGUGUGUGUGUGUGUGUGUGGCUGUGUAUGUGUAAUGACGUACACAGUACACUAUUUAAAGAAAAAAAGACACAUUGCUCCGAAAGUUUACAUUCCCCACUGAAAGACACUGACCUCUAUGUAGCUGUUCCACUCGCUAACACACACACACACACACACACACACACACACACACACACAGAGACAUAAACAUUACACUUACACACAUACAGACACACACACACAGUCUGGACCCACAGGUUUAAGCCAUACCUCUUUCAGAGUAGAAGUGCUUCCUCCUCUCCCAAAUGUUUCCACUGUGUCCUGUGGGUGAGACACAUGCUUUAAACUACACUUCCCAUCAUGCCUGCUGAACCCCAGGAAGACGCUCCGUUGGAUCAGAGAGAUGAAUAUUUAUCCCCAAACUUUUUACAACAGCACAUGGACGUUACCUGGUGGGACUUGAUCCUGUGAACACGCCUUCUUCACUGCUCCCUGUCUUCCUGCACACGUUGACUGUCAAAGACACACACACACACACACACACACACGCACGCAUGCACGCACGCACGCACGCACGCACGCACACACACACACACACACACACACACACA
Messenger RNA from Seriola aureovittata, 2638 nucleotides. RefSeq names its product myeloid ecotropic viral integration site 3 (gene meis3). Gene Ontology annotation, molecular function: RNA polymerase II cis-regulatory region sequence-specific DNA binding; DNA-binding transcription activator activity, RNA polymerase II-specific. Lineage: Eukaryota; Metazoa; Chordata; Actinopteri; Carangiformes; Carangidae. The transcript has 13 exons. Bases 689 to 1945 code for a protein of 418 amino acids. The record is from RefSeq and is a predicted model, not a curated record. Gene Ontology annotation, biological process: positive regulation of transcription by RNA polymerase II; eye development; positive regulation of cell population proliferation.